This is a messenger RNA of Acyrthosiphon pisum (pea aphid), 529 nucleotides long. RefSeq lists its product as uncharacterized. Lineage: Eukaryota; Metazoa; Arthropoda; Insecta; Hemiptera; Aphididae. The record is from RefSeq and is a predicted model, not a curated record.
AUACUACUAAACAUGGUUGCGUAAACGAUUUAUAAUACCGUUAACGAGCAUGAUGUUGAUGAUGUUACGAUGAAGAAAAGAAAAUACGGAGAGAGAAAUUUAAACCACUUUCACUGAAGUUUAAUAUUAUGUUUAUCAUAUUAAUAUAGCAAGCCACACGGGAACCGGAAGGAGUAGGAAAUAUACUUUUUACUAUUCCUGCACACCGGUCCAGUGCGAUCUUCUGUCCACAUCAGAAACCAUGCAGAUCUCAAGUAUAUUAUCGACAUUGCUGCAGUCGGCGGUCGUCGUGUUGAUGUUGUCGCGGAGCGGUACAGAAGCCGUUCCGGCCGAAGGGCUAACGCCGUUCGGUUUCCUCAUGGCCAGGGCUUACGGACAGCCUGCAGUAAAUCCGAUCAUGCGUCACAUAUCGUUCAAGCCCAGCGAUGGGGCCAAAUUCCGGAAGUCUUUCGAGGAAAAACACGGGCCCCGCGGACGGGACCUGAUCGACAGCCUGGGACGGGGUUCGUACAAGACUGGCGAGGCGACG